Messenger RNA from Panicum virgatum (switchgrass), 1443 nucleotides. RefSeq lists its product as uncharacterized. The transcript has a single exon. Gene Ontology annotation, molecular function: protein binding. Lineage: Eukaryota; Viridiplantae; Streptophyta; Magnoliopsida; Poales; Poaceae. The coding region runs from base 1 to 1443 and encodes 480 amino acids. The record is from RefSeq and is a predicted model, not a curated record.
AUGGCGUGGGCCGACCUGCCGCCGGAUCUCUUGGGCGCUGUCAUCGCGCGCCUCCCGCAUCCCGGAGACCGCGCCCGCAUCUGCGCCGCCUGCCGCGGGUGGCGCUCCGCCGCGCGCCGCCGCGUGAGGCACCAGCCCCCGUGGCUCGUGCACCCCGACUGCACCUUCUGCACCACCGGCCGCGACGGCGCCUGCUUCUUCCCCCGGAUCCCCGGCCUCCCCGACAACGCCACCUGCCUGGGCGCUGCCGGCGCCGGUUGGCUCGCGCUCGACUGCACCGACGACGUGUUCCGGCGCACCCCCAUCUGGGACAACUUCUCCUACGAGACGAGGACGUUCGUCGUCUACGCCAGGCCGGACGUCAAGCACCGGCACACCUACCUGCUGCACAACCCCUUCUCCAACGUCACCGUGCCGCUCCCGGAGCUGGACGCCAUCAUCGGCCACGUCGCUGAGACCUUCGAGGUCCGCAAGGUGCUCAUGCGCUCGAAUCCAGAGGAUCUCAUCGCCGUCGCGACCAGCAACCGGCACUACAACGUCAUCCUCUGCCGCCCCGGCAAGGGUGCCCAUGUGCUGCCCUUGUUGAGGGUCAUCGACGUCGCGUUCUUGGGAGACGACAUGCUCUAUGGGAUCACCUCGGGCGACGAACUGGUCGCCUUCCAUCUCGGCAAGGGCGUCGACGGCAGGCCUCAGGUCACCAGGUUUAGACUAGUCAUCGUGAACCCAAUGGCUGGUUAUUAUAACAAACAUUCGUGGAGCUGGCCUGCAGAUGACACUACUGCUAGUGACUACUGCUACGAAUAUGAUGGCCUAGAGAAGGAUGGCAAUGACGACGAGUCAAACGAUGAGGACGACGAGGCACCGUACCAAGAGAAGAAUGGCAACGAGGAGGAGGAGGAGGCCGAUGACGAGGCAGAAGCAGCAAACCCCGAGGACGACGAGGAGGAGGAGGAGGAGGUGGAUACCAGCUUCAAUGCCGACGACGAUGUGUCGGACUACGAGGUGAGAGAGGGUGAUUGGGAGCUGCCCUACGAAGCAAAGGACGAGACAUUUACCGCCCGGUACCUGGUGCCAUCGCUGAGCGGGGAGCUGCUGUUGGUGAGGCACCAGUACGAAUUGACUCUAGAUUCAGGUUCCUACACUAACAAGGUUGAGGUCUUCAAGGCGGAUGUCAUGGCGGGCAGGUGGAUUCCGGUCACUGCUCAUGACGACGGGCUUGGCAAAGACGAGGCGCUCUUCCUCAGCCGAUCCUUCAGCAAGUCUACUCGUGCGCACGGAGAUGUUGAGCCGGGCUUGGUGCAUUAUGUGUCAGGCCAUAUGGACGAUGUGUUGGACACGAGAUCUUGGAGUAUUCGUAAGAUGACAUUUAGGUGGCCAAGGCAGCGGGAUCUGGCUGAUGACAAGUGGCAAACAUGGCUAUUCCCUCCAGAGUUAGUGCUUUAA